AUGUUUCUAGCGUUCAACCGCGUUCCUGAAGAGAUUUAUUUACGUGGUCCCUUAGCUGUGGAAGCCUAUAACAAGGCUCUUAAUGAAGGAAAAACUCGUUUCAAGAGGUUGCCGAUCAUGGUGAUUGGACAAGAUCGCUCCGGAAAAACUAGCCUUAAGAAUUCGAUGAUGGGAAAGGCCUUCAACCCAGACGAAGACAGCACAGUGGGGAUAGAUGUUGGACCCUCACAUUUCAAUGUCUCACGUGAUAUUUGCAUGCCAGGUGAGAAUACCGUGAACAAUCAAGCACAGAUUGAUUUCAGAGAAACCCUCUCUUUUGAGCACCACAUGGCUCGUUUAGUCGUUGAAAGUUUAACUCCCAAAAACAUUAAUUCAAAGGAGGAUUUGCCGUCAAAGGAGACAAAAAUUGCAUCAUCAAGUGUGGCAUCAAAAAAUUCAAUGGAAUCUGUUCAAGAAUCUGGUGCAUAUUCUGCAGCUCGCCAAGAAGAAAAGAACUAUAUAGUCAAGAUUCCAGAUGAGGUAGCAGAGAGGAUAAAAAUCUUACAAAAGGAAAUUGAGAAAGAGAGAGUUGGAGACGAUGCGGAAAUGUAUUCAAUCGUUUGGGAUUUUGCUGGGCAACCUGUCUACUAUGCAACGCAUCCACUUUUCCUCACACAAAGAGCAGUGUACCUGUUAGUUUUUGACCUCAGCCGAGGUCUUCAUGCAAGAGCCGAUCCCACCGUAAAACAAGGAAUGUACAGCAUGAUUUUAGACAACCACGAUUGUAAAAGUAACCUAGACUAUCUGGAUUUCUGGAUGACAUGGGUUGCUUCAAUAGCCAAUCAAGAUGAAGACCAGCAGAUACGUUUGGAUCAAUCACCAACGAAUAUUCCCCCUGUGUUCCUUGUUUGCACUCAUGCUGAUAAACCUUGUGGUGAGGCAGAUCCAUUUGUGCUAGCGCGUGAGGUGUUUGGUUCCUUGAAGACCAAGCCGUACAAAAACCAAUUGUAUAAAGACGUGUUUGUCGUGGAUAACACAAAGUCAGGGAGUAAAUCAGAGUGUUCAGAAGUCAAGCGCUUGUGGGAAAAAGUCGUUGCUGUUGCCAAGGAUCUACCACAGAUGAAAGAAGACUACCCGGUAAAGUGGCUAAGAUUCGAAAAGGCUCUUCAAACCAAGGUAAAAGAUGGGAAAAAGUGGAUUUCUCUGGAAGAUACAAAACAGAUUGCGUCCAAAAUGUGUCACAUUGAGGAUGAUCGGGAAUUUACAACACUGCUGGACUUUCUACAUAACCAGAGAAUCUUGAUUCAUUUUGACAGUUCUCUACUUUUGAAUAAUAUGGUCAUCUUGGAUCCUCAGUGGCUGGUCGACUUGUUUACGUCGGUGAUAACCGUAAAGCCUGGUCCCUACGAAGGAAAAGAAACAGAAUUGUGGAGUAAGCUGCAGACAGAGGGCAUCAUAGAGUAUAAACUUUUGGAACUUGUGUGGGAGCCUUUACGAAUUCCAAAAGAAAUGUUUUCAAGCCUUCUAGAAAUCAUGGAGAAAUUCAGCUUACUUUGUCCUUGGCCAUCAUCAGAUGCUUCAUGUGGUAAGCAGUAUCUCGUGCCCUCCAUGCUGAUGUCUCAUCCACCAGAGGAUAUUAUCAAGUUGGUAGCCUCCUCACAAAUUCCAUCCUUUUAUAUCAGGUUCGAAUCUGGGCAGGUUCCUCCAGGCUUUUUUCCCCGACUCUUGCUGCAGUUUUUUCAGUGGGGCCAAGACGAAGUUUGGAGUGCAGAGAAUCCUCAGUUGUACGCUAAUUUUGCGCGGUUUUACACCUCUGCAGAUGACGACUGCUCUGUAAUUCUUCGAUGCCAUUCAUCGUGUAUUGAAGUUGUGGUUCACAGAGGAAAUGUCAGGGCAAACCUGACAGAAUCUCUUCAAUCCAAGCUGAACCUGUCGGCAGUUCCCAACUAUGAUGGAUUUGAAAAGUGGUGUGCUCGCGCAGUGCGAAGACAACUGGAAUUGAUGCUUGAGCGCAUGCGAGAAGAAUUCUUUUGGUUUAAAAAUAUGAAAUAUAAAGUAGGUGUGAUCUGUCCCGUUUGUUGCCAAGAACGUAAAGCCAAUUACUGCUGCAAAAAUCACAAGCAGUGGUGUUGUGAGCAAGAGGAAUGUCUGCACUUCCUGUCAGAGUCUGAUUUGCAGGAGGCCAAAGACUUCAUCACGUGUCACGGGUGUCCUACUGCAGAAAUUAACAAAGUUCACGUCAAACGGUUUGCACCUUGGUUUGAAACUUCCGAUGAACAGGUGAAUAGACUCUAACUCUUGCUGUAAAUUACUUUAAAACAUUUACUACCAAACCCGGUUAUAUUUUAUCUAUCCUUUUAGCGUCAGUCUUUGGUUAUCCCAGACACUCCAGUCAAACACUCUCGCUUUAUUAAACCUCAUUAUUUUCUCACGAGAGCGAUUACAACAAAUCUAUUAGAAAGAGUGAAACCCGUAUUAAGUGGUCCCCACAUUAAGCGGACACGAUCGUGAAUGAGUCCUACUCUUUUCUCUCCUUAUUACCUGUAAAACCAAUCUGGUUUUAAUGGACAUCUCGAUCUACCACACUAGCGAUGGUCCCGUGCGUGCACGCUUAAUACAGAUUUAUGUAGUGUUUUCUAAAUGCCCUGUUGGUUAAGACCGCAGGAAAUCGCCGGCACUUGUUUCUUUACAAGUGAUGUUUAGAGACAGUCCUUAACACCACAUGUAAAGCAGCAAUAGGCCCUUUGAAGCUAGGUGACUUUCAGUACACUACCCCCCACUCCCCCACCCCCCCUUCGCCAGCCCACAAGGCAACUUCGAUCCAUAAGAUAGCGUUCAGAGCACUUAAAAUCAACCUUGUUUAAUUAUCUCUUCCUUCUUUGUUACAGGCUAUAGCUGAAGAAAGUGAGCCAAGACCUUCAGCUUCUGGAGGAGGUAAGACUGCCACACUAAUAGGGUGGAUGGAUAAUGUCAACGAGUGAACUACGUUAUUUGUGUAAUUAAGGUGGCUCCUUAAUUAAUACAAGAGCAUUUAGCUGUGACAAAUUUUCCGUCAUAACUUUUUCGACUUUAACGCGAUGGCUGCGAAACUUUGGAAAGAACAACAGAUAUCAGUCGGCAAUAAUACGAAAUAUUCCGAUUUCAUUGAUGGUAAAUAUUUCUUGAGAAAUUAGCGCUUAAAAGGACCCUAAUGUUCAAAGAAAAUCGCGUUUAGUAAAAAAUUUUGCUGAUAUUUUUUACUGAAAUUUCUGGUAUCGGCUUUAAUUGAUAUAAUAAAUAUGCCAGAGGAAUUUCAGAAAAAUCGUUGGAGCAGAAAAGUCACUCAAAAUUCAGCUGUGAAAUUGUUUUGGAAUUUCAAAAAUAAAUUACUAUCAGGUAGAAGGAGCCACCAGUUUCAAUUUUCGGGACAAGUAAAUUCAACGUUUGCUAAUUCUUAAAACAAAAGCCGAUUGCCUAUCGUGCUAUUCUUUAAAAGGUACUUUUUAGUUUUAGAAGCACUAUAAAUUGCUCCAAACCUUGCUCUGAAGUAGAAUUACUUGUUCUUCGACAGUUUUAAAAUAUCCCUUGGCAGUUUUGGCUCAAACUCCUGCCGCAUACAUUUUGAUGCAUUGCAAUGCAUUUUCAACGACUUUUACUACUGUUCGUUGCUUCCAACUCAGAAAAAAAGUAUUGAGAUUGGACGCUACCUCGUAUCAGAGCUCAGAUAGAACUGUCCAGCACCUUUGUUUAUGACUACAAAAUGAGCACGAGCGGCAGUUCUGCGAGGAAUUCGCACCUCACCCAGGGGGGACAAACGACAAUGAUGACCAUGCCUGUGAACCGAAUAACAUCACAGUACAAAAUAAAAUUAUCGCAAAAAUACUGCCCGUGAAUAAAUUUACAACUCUGAAAUUUUUGUCACUCCUUUCUUCAAUGAAUGGGUAUUUUUUUUCUUGAUUAUUAUGUUUUGCUCUGCAAUACAUGUUUAUACAGAUCGGUUCACAGACAUGGGCAUCAUUGUCAUUCGUCCCCCCUGGCUGAGGUGCGAAUUCCUCGCAGAGCUGCCGCUCGUGCUCAUUUUCUGGUCAUAAACAAAGGAGCUGAACAGUUCUAUCUGAGCUUCGAUACAAGGUAGUUUACAAUCCCAAUACCUUUUUCCUGAAUUGGAAACAACAUACAGCAGGAAAAGCCGUUGAGGAUGCAUUGCAAUACAUCAAAAUGUAUGUAGCAGGAGUUUGAACCAAAACUGCCGAGGGAUAUUUUAAAAAUGUCGAGGAACAAGUCAUUCGACGUCAGAGCAAAGUUUGGAGCAAUUUAUAGUGCUUCUGAAACUGAAAAGUACCUUUUAAAGAAUAGCACGAUAGGCAAUCGGCUUCUGUUUUCAGAAUUAGCAAACACUGAUUUUACUUGUCCCGAAAAUUGAAACUGGUGUCUCCUUCUUCCUGAUAGUAAUUUAUUUUUGAAAUUCCAAAACAAUUUCACAGCUGAAUUUUGAGCGACUUUUAGUCACGGACUUCUGCUCCAACGAUUUUUCUGAAAUUCCUCUGGCAUAUUUAUUUUAUCAAUUAAAGCCGAUACCAGAAAUUUCAGUAAAAAAUAUCAGCAAAAUUUUUUACUAGACGCGAUUUUCUUUGAACAUUAGGGUCCUUGUAAGCGCUAAUUUCUCAAGAAAUAUUUACCAUCAGUGAAAUCGGAAUAUUUCGUAUUAUUGCCGAAUGCUAUCUGUUGUUCUUUGCAAAGUUUUGCAGCCAUCGCGUUAAAGUCGAAAAAGUUAUGACGGAAAAUUUGUCACAGCUAAAUGCUCUUGUGUUAAUUACGGAGCCACCUUAAAACCAUUCCGACAAAAAUAUUCGUCUCUUCAAGUGGAGAUAUCUUAAUCUACUUCUAGCAUCCCCUGGUAGUUAUUUUUAUAUUGCAAACUUGGUAGCCUUCGAAAUGACUAGAAUAUCCCAAACAAACCACUCUGUCCUUGCCAAGGAUAGCGCUACAAAGUGCCUGUGCUUUUUUUACCAAGUCUGAAUGCUGAAAGUCGAACAUAAAGUUGUAAAAAAUCAUUGCCUUUCGCAGGAAUUGAUGAAAAAUUGCUUGUACUUUCAAGCAAGGCUAUAGAAACACUCAUGUCGCAGCCGUGUGACUCCAGAGAGGUAGUACUUCAACUGAAAGACUGUUUGAAACUGGAUGAUGUUUCCUUAAAGAAUCCAGACCCUGAGACCAAACGAUUGAUUCGUUGCCUUGCAAAUAAAGCAAAACAGUCCAACAGACCUGACGUGGUCAGAGAAUUGAGAGAGGUUGCACCGGCUGGAACUACAGGUAUAAAGUUUGUUGUGGGGGUUAAUGUAAGUACGGACGCGGAGAUAAUAUUUUGGAUUGCUGGGGAAAGCUCGCGGCUAGCGAGUUCAGCGAGUGGGGAAGGCGCGAGUUUAUCUAGGAGAGUCCAGGCAUGCUUCUCCGGAAAAUUUUGAAAUAUAGAGUUUCUGAAAUCAACGGAAAUGCCUGAGAAAAUCUUGCAAAAAAUUUUUAUCACCAUUCUGUAAGUUUUCUGAACAAAAACGCAUAUUUAGCGAUAAAAUGUGUUUAAGAUUAGAAGUACUUUGCAAAUGAAAGAACAUUAAAAACGGCAAAAUUAUUGGUUUGGCUAAAGGCCACCAGCCCCAUAGCUCAGUGAUCCCCCGACCUGCUUAAUGAAAUAUUGUUCAUGAGCAACGCACAGGUCAGGAUUAAAAGAGGCAAUGAUGAAGCUUGCGGGAUAAGGAAUAGAUCCCACACACCACAGGAUAGGAAGAUAAUCAUCAUGUGAAGUGAAGUUUGCUCAGUAUUGGUGAUUUUUUAAAACAAGGACGAAAAAUGUUCCGAAACAUUUCCGUACGAACAAUAGCACAGUCCGAACAUUUUACUGUCGGGGGAUAUUUGACCGAGGCGUAUAUAUGCAAUAUCGGCGGUAUAGACUGUAUUUCAGAGCAGUUGCUUAAAUCAGUAAUAGCUUCACUGUGCUUCUUUUCUUGGCCUUGUGUUAAAAAAUCUACCUUCUAAACAAGGCGGGUCAAAAAUUUCAAGAAAAAACAAAAAUAAUGUCCCUAAAAAAUGUGCGAAAGUUGUUUUUCACUCAGUUUUUGUCUCAAGAGUGAAUUUCUCUAUCCAGCUCCUUCUUCCUUUUAGAUCCAUUUUGUUAAUUUCUUUAAGCCCAGCACUGAUUUGCUACCCUUUUUUAUCUCGCUCUCUUUCCUGUAGGUCCUUUGAUGCCCGAGUGUCUUGAUGUUAUGAACAUACCUACUUCUGAGAUACAGAAUCUUACAGUUCAUUUAAGCGGUGAGUGUCAUUUAUUUUGUGACAGGUUCAUCAGUAAUUCUCAUUUUUGGAAUUAAAAGACAGCUCAGAAUGGUCACAGAGAAAUAACUUUCGUUAUAAUUGUACGGACCUCUGAGAGUGAAUGCACUAUCAGAUUGUAUGUGAUCUUUCGAAUCUUUUAAUUGCAUCUUAGAGUGACGUUUAUCGGGUUAUUAGCAAUAUACGCUAGAGGCCUAACUUGCCUCAUGUUACGCCGAGGGUAAAUAAAGUUUAUUUGUCACCUUUCACACCUACAAUGCACUUUGACAAUGUUAUGACGUUAUUUUAUCUUUAAUAUUAGGGCAGACAGAUAAAAAGACUGGCGUCAGUUUGUUAAUUAGAAGCGCUGCACUUCGCUAUUAGCUUGGUGGGAAAAAUGGAAUCUAAAUGAUCGCAGGCAGUUUUUAAGAUUUUACCUUUUAGUGUGGUAAUUAUCAUAUUCCCUUAAAGAAAAUUGCAUUGUUCUUUUUUGUAGGAGGACAGGAGUGGAAGCAGCUUGCUGAAAAACUGGGCUUGGCUCCACACGAGAUUCGUUUCCUUGAUAACCGGGUAAUGAACCCGUGCGAGGCUGCAAUUGCGUUUAUUGCUAGACAGCGAUACAUCACUGUGGGAGAGCUGUAUGACACGAUAAGCGAGUGUGGGCUGCCAGUGUUUGCAGACAUUCUAUGAGGUGAACAUGACGCAGUUAAAGUACAACUUACAAAUAAAGUCAAACUUCGCUUUACGGACACCCACUUAAUAAGGACACUUAAUACGGACAGUUUACUUUGUCCCUGGU
Porites lobata is the source of this 7060-nucleotide messenger RNA. Lineage: Eukaryota; Metazoa; Cnidaria; Anthozoa; Scleractinia; Poritidae. The record is from the annotation of a GenBank genome assembly.